Messenger RNA from Linum trigynum, 2726 nucleotides. The record is from the annotation of a GenBank genome assembly. Lineage: Eukaryota; Viridiplantae; Streptophyta; Magnoliopsida; Malpighiales; Linaceae.
AACUCAUCCAUCAUUUUUGUGAGCAAUACAACUAUAGAGUUUCUCCCAUCUUCUUGUGUCUUGUUCUUGUGAGUUGAGUGAGUUUGAGAGCUUGUGAGAAGGCUGCCUAGUAUCUCUAACGGAAUUGAGAGCUAGGGCCGCACGACCAAGAGUAAGGCCGUGACAGUUGGUAUCAGAGCCUGGUUCUGAAAGAAGAACCGGUGUCCUCACUCCCCAAGAAGGAAGAUAAGAAAGAGCGAGAGCCUCACCAAAGAUGAUUGGAUCAGAAGUCCACGACGAUGCGGAGAAGCACCGUGGAAGGGAUACCGUGAAGAAUCCCAAACCAAAGGGUGACAAGUCAAGCACUCGUGAUCCUAUGACGUCUCUAGAGAGGCGUGUCUCUAGAAUGGAGGUGAAGUUGGCGGAAGACAUCAGUGCCAUCGAGGAUUUGGGAGCAAACUUCACCCAAGUCGAAAGCGACUUUCAAAGUAUGAAUGCUCGUUUGUCGAGCUUGGAGAUUGGUAAUGAUGGCUUACGAGAAGAGCUUGUGGCCCUCAUCAACAACACCAUCACCACAUCCUUAAACAACGCCAUUGAAGUUGUGAAAGAACAUGUCCAGGCUGAGCUGGUCGGCGUGAAGGAGGAGAUUGCAGACCUCAAGAGUGAGGUCACUCUCGUGAAGAGAGCCAUGGCUAACGGACCUGCCAUUGCACAACCUACCUCAACCAUGGAGGUUCCUAGACCAAAGAGCUUUCAAGGGUCGAGGAAUGCAAGGGAGUUAGAGAACUUCCUAUGGAGCUUGGAGCAAUACUUCGAAGCUUCGGGUAUUCGAGAUGAGAAUACCAAGGUAAAAACUGCACCUCUCUACUUGAGUGAUGUUGCCAUGCUGUGGUGGAGAAGGACCCAAGGCGAUAUCAAUAAAGGGGCGUGCGUGAUGGAGUCAUGGGAUGACUUCAAGAGGGAGAUCAAGAGGCAAUUCUACCCAGAUAAUGUUGAGUUUGAAGCCCGGUCGAGACUAAGGAGGCUUGCUCACGAAGGAGAGAUUCGAGGGUAUGUGAAAGAGUUUUCUGAAUUGUUGCUCGAGAUCCCCGACUACACCGACAAGGAGGCCAUGUUCACCUUCCUUGACGGCCUCCAACCAUGGGCGAAGUUGGAGCUACAACGGCGAGGCGUGCAAAGUCUUGCCGAGGCAAUGGCGAUUGCCGAGUCCCUAGUCGAGUACCACGAGCCGGAGGAACGUGCGGAGUUCGGAGGCAAUGGAGGUGGACGCGACUAUGAUAGAGACACACGAAGGCGUGGUAGACCGGACCAAGGAGGUAGUCAUAAGGUUGAGAAACCACUUACUUGCUUUCUUUGUGAUGGUCCACACCGUGUGAGAGAUUGCCCAAGAAAGCACAAGUUGUCGGCAAUGAAGGCCGUACUGGCAGAGUGCUCGAGCUCGGAAGAGGAAGCAGAGGAGGCUCCAAGAGUGGAGCCCCAUGUCGCGAAGAUCGGUUGCAUGAAGAGAUUGAGCGCCAUCAAGCGGGCGGAAGAGCCUCUCCAACCCGAGCAGCACGGCCAAUGCUUCGUAGAGGCGAAGCUCAACCAAAGGAAAACAAAAGCUUUGGUUGAUACUGGGGCAAGUUGCAACCUUCUUGACGUAGGUGAAGCGCAGAGGCUAGGCAUCACGUACGAGAAGAAGCAAAGAGGGUGGAUGAAAGCUACCAACUCAAGGGCCACAAGAACUCAUGAAGUAGCGCGCCAGGUGCCACUCAAGCUUGGAGGAUGGACCGGGGUGGCAGACUUUGAGGUUGUGUCGUUGGAUGAUUAUCAGGUCAUCGUCGGCAUGGAAUUCAUGGUGCGGGAGAAAGCUUUCCCGAUUCCCUACGCCAAUAGAUUCUGCAUCAAUGGCGGAGCAAGAUCGGUUCCCAUGACAAGAGAGCAACUCGAGUCAAACAAGAGGUGUUUGGCAAGGCAAGAGCAGCGAGAAGUGGCAACGAUGGUGGAGGCAGAGACUCACUCGAAGACUCGUUGGAGAAGGACGAGAAGGAGGAGUGCACAACAUCGUGGAGCCAUGAGAGACGAGGAUGUAUCAUCUUCGACUUGCCAAGAGAAGCAAGGAAAGGCCACCAUGAUCGAGAAGCCGGGACACUCAAAGACGCGACGGAGAAGACCGCGGAGGAGUGAGCAAUAUCAUGGGAGCACAAGGCUCGAGAGCGAGCCAAGGCCAUCCUUGGUUUGGAGGAAGGUGCAACGAGACCUUGCAAGCAAUGAAGCUAAGGCAAGGGACGCGUCUGCCAAAGAGCCACGACGAGGGCGUCGUGGAUUGAGUGAAGGAGAAUGUCACCAACGAGGCUCAAGAGUCGAAAGAGGCUGCUCGAGGUCGAAGGAGGCAUUUUGUAGCAAGGACGCGACGAGGGCGUCGCGAGCAUAGGUGGGGGAGGAUGUCACAUGUGGCAGAUGACAUGGCGCCAACAAGGUGACAACAUGGCGGCUGCACAUGUGGCAUGCAUGGAAGACUAGUAGCAUAGAGAUGCUCCUAGGAUUCUCCACCUUAAUGUAGAGCUUAAUGGUGCACUUAUGAGUCACAUAAUGGUGACAUUGAUAGAGUGCAUAAUGGGGGGGACUUAAUGGGUGUAUUGAUGUAGUAGAGGGACAUUAUGAGGGGGCAUUGAUGCCUUGUAUGUGGAGAGGCCUAUAUAAGGAGCCAUCUCCCUCACUUGUAACUCAUCCAUCAUUUUUGUGAGCAAUACAACUAUAGAGUUUCU